GUCAAUUUUCUUGUGCAUUUUUCUUUAAAUCUGCACUAACUGCAUUAUGUAUUUUAUAAGUUUCCAUAAAAAUGUACUUAUUUUGUGUACGGAAAAGGUUAUAAAGUGAUUUGAAUUGUAGUCCCAAAAGCAUUUUUACCCUUUAAUGGACAAUUCACAAUAAUAACGUAAACUUUACUUGAUCUGUGUGUUGUGCUACUUUACAAAUAACUGUAAAAACGGCCAGAGUUAUUCGUCGAAGCUAAAUAUAUUUGUAAAUAAACAUCUAUUUAUAAAUUCAUUUUGGGUUAUAAAUGAAAAUAAAAUUUAUUUUCAUCGAUGAGAUAAGACAAUAGGUGAAAAUAUAAUAUUACGGAUUGCUACUAUCAAAAGAAUGCAAUGUACGCUCCGGAUCAUCAAAGAAGGAAAGAAGUUAAGGAUGUUAUGUAUCGCAGUAAUUCUAGCCUUGACUUGAUAUACGCUGAACAUCCAUCAGGAAAUGGUCUUCGACGUGAAUACGGGAGCCACGGUUCCAUUGAUGUGAUCGGCGGUGCAAACGAACGGUUGCCCACUAUGGUGCACAACUACAGUGGUGUAUCCAGUGGAGAGAAGCCGUCGAGUCUAACUCGCGUCACGGACCGUUUCUCAGAGAUCUUAACUAGUGAUCAUGCUGAUGGCCCAACGCCGCGCGCGAGUGUAAGUCCUAAGCCUCGACUUAAACUUAACAAACUAUGGGGCGGAAAUGCACCCCUUAUAUCUCGCCAUUCCAAUGACGAUAGCUCUAUUUCCAAUAUUGCUGAGGUUAACAAAAGAAAACAAUUUGCACAUUAUGACUGCCAAUCUCUUAUGGCAAAUUUGAGUUAUGCAGCGGAAAUACGCGGCGCUUUGUUGAGUCGACGGAGAAAUACAACAACUGGAGCAUCAGCGGCAUCCCUCUUGGCCACCCGUGGUUUGCCUCCUGGUGAAGACACUGUACCAGACACUGGAGAUGGCCGUUCCAAUGAGUUACUUGAAAGCUGUCCAUUCUUCAGGAAUGAACUAGGAGGGGAAGAAGAGAGGUGUGUAUCAUUAUGCCAUCGCACUGCUCGGGGCGGAAUUCCCGGUCAAUAUGGUGGAUGGCAUCGACCUCGAGCCGCAUACGGAUUUUCAGUGCUAGAGUUUCCUCCAGGCCACACGCAUUGGCGACACGGUUGUCCAUUUGCAAAGUCCGUAUCCCCUCUACCCGUCGAAAGUCAAGAUCUUGGUGCACUGUACUAUAGGAACUAUUUCUACACUCAACCUCAUCAGAACUGGUUUGGUAUGGAUGAAAAUCUUGGUCCUAUUGCUAUUUCUAUCAAAAAGGAAAGAGUUGAAUUACGUCGGGGAGGAGGCGAUGCGUCCGCACCUGCAUCCCAGCUUGCUUGGCAAUAUAGACUCAUUAUUAGAACAUCUGAGUUAUUAACCUUGCGAGGAUCUGUCUUGGAAGAUGCUUUACCUAUUCUGAAACCCAGUAAUAACAGUGCCACUUAUAAUACGAAAGAAGUUUUAGAUUAUGUCGCCCCUGAAAUGCAGCUUAAUUGUUUGAGACUCGGUGUUACAAAUACCGCUACAGAAGAACAAUUGUUACGAUUAGAUGAACAACGUGUUACCAGACAUUAUAAAGUUGGUGUUAUGUACUGCAAAAGUGGUCAAUCCACAGAGGAAGAAAUGUAUAACAAUCAAGAAGCUGGUCCGGCUUUUGUAGAAUUUCUUCAAAUGCUUGGACAAACUGUGAGAUUAAAGGAUUUCGACAAGUAUAAAGCUGGUUUGGAUAAUCGCACCGACUCUACCGGGCUGUAUUCUGUUUAUACGACGUAUCAAGGGUGCGAAAUAAUGUUUCAUGUGUCGACAAUGCUUCCAUAUACACCAAAUAACCGGCAGCAGUUAUUGAGGAAGCGGCACAUAGGCAACGAUAUAGUUACUAUUGUCUUCCAAGAGCCGGGCGCGGCACCGUUCACACCGCGCAAUAUACGAUCUCAAUUCCAACACGUUUUUGUUGUUGUUAGAGUAAUUGAUCCAUGUUCUGAGAACACGCAUUAUAGUAUAGCCGUGAGUCGGGCUAAAGAAGUGCCUUUGUUUGGACCGCCGAUUAAAGAUGGCGCUGUUUACCCGAAGGGUGAAGCGUUUACUGAUUUGUUACUUAGUAAGAUAAUAAAUGGUGAAAAUGCAGCAAUACAGUCACCUAAGUUUAGUACAAUGGCAACACGGACGCGACAAGAGUACCUGAAAGAUUUAGCUAAGAAUUACGUCACUGCCACAACGGUGGAAACGGGUCAAAAAUUUUCAAUAUUUUCAUCACUAUUAAUGAAGAGUAGCAAUAAUUCAAGCAGUAACAAUGCAUUAAUCCAAAAACUAGAAGACUGUACCAAUGAUGUACUGGUUGGUGGUGCUCUAUGUUUUCAUGUACAAGUACAAGAUGAAGGAUCGGGUGGCACGUUGCUUGAAUGCAUAAUGGGCGUGUCGGCUGAUACGAUAGUCUUUGUCGAAGAACAUUCGAGACAGAUUGUUUUAGCAGUGCCAACUAAUACUUUGCUGGGUUGGAUAGUGACGGGCGAAUGGACGCGUAUAUACUACCACCGCGGGGAAAGCGUGCGCGUACGCAACGGCACGGAUGUGUUGUUGCGGCGACUCGCCAGUGUAGCGCCCGCGCACGCACACGCGCUCUCUGAGAUCACGCUUGAGAGGGGUGCGUCGUCGCAACUUGGUUUCCACGUGCAACCGGAUGGGUUAGUAACAGCGGUAGAAGGCGGUGGGCCAGCGGCGCGUGCUGGGGUGAGGCGUGGGGCUCGUCUGCUCGAAGUGUGCCGCGCUGCUGUCGUCGCCCUACCGCACGAUCACCUGGUGGACCUGCUGAAGACGUCCGAUCCUGUUACCGUGACGCUAACGUUCGCAACGAGCGGUCGGUGCGAGUGCCAGACGUACGCGGGCGAGGCGUGGGCGCAGCAGCCGGGCCGCCGCCGGGCUGCCUCCCCGCCACGCUCCGAUACAUCGGGUUAUGGCACUGGUGGUUCAGGUCGCAGUGCAGCGUCGCCCGGCGGCGAGGCGGUGCGUCGUCGCUCGCAAGACGACUCGCCGAGACAUUCGCGUCGUCCACGGGCGUCUGCUAACACGUCAUCACUUACCGAAGAACUAAUGCGUCUGAUGGACGCCGAGUUGGGCGAGUCGAAAUCGAACAGUGCGAGUGCGUCCGCGGCACAAAGUCGUACGAGUAGUGCUGCGGGGGGGAAUCCCCUACCCUUGCCCGAUGCGUCUGCGCUUGAUUGGGCAGCUCUAGUACACACCGCCACUAGAGCCAUGUUACAGAUUUGUGAAGAGCAUCAAUACCCAUCCUUGGACAGCUCAGAAUCACCUCUAGAGCCACUGCCGAACGAUUCAACGCGGGAGUGGAACGAAAGACCUUCGAACGAGCGUGUAACACCCUUGGCAGCUACCAGCAGUACAACCAAACCAACGGUCGAAGCGAGUACAUGUGGUUGCGGGCUCGCAGAACGAGUGGCAGCGCUUGAAGCGGACGCUGUGUGCGCGCAACGACAUCACCACCAGCUGGAGGAGGAGGUCAAACGUCUCCGACGUCACAACGCUCGCUUGCGCGAAGAAUCGGCGCGUGCAGUAUGGCAACUGCGGCACUUUACACAAUGGCUUAAACGAACAGUCGAUAAACAAUAAUAGCCUUAACAACAUAUACACAUAACGGGUAAUUAUUACCAGUAGAAUAAAAUUAAGAAAAUACUCCGUUUUGCCAGUUACAUAUACGUCAUACAAUUUUAACAGCUAUUUACAUAGUUUUCGCAGUUUAUUGCACACUUUUGUUUACAUUUUUAUGUAGAUGUUUUGAUAAAUUAUGACAAUGUGCCCGAUUCUGAUACUACUAAGUUGUGAUAUACAUGUAUCUGUGAUGUUAUGCUUAUUAUGUAUUGCUUAUUUGCUUGUGAUUGACAACAAUAAGGAAAUCACGCUAUGUGUGAUAAAUGUAAUUUAAUUUGUAUUUAAUAUAUAUUAUGCCUUUAAUGUGCCCUUUUUACAGCUUUUCUGGAUUUAUCUAUUUAAGUAGAUAGUUUUCAAAUGAUUCGUAUAAUACAACGAAAGUUUUGUCAAUUAUUUGUUGUCAGAAUCGGGGCCAUUAUCCUUAUCAAUUGAACAGGUUAUGUCAGCUUAUAUUGUAUGUAUUAAUAAGAAUAUUUCAUUGGCAACGAUACAUGGAAGCACAACGUUCCGUCCAUACUUUGAAUUAUUAUUUUAGGAUAUAUGGAAAGACGACUUGGUUUUCUCCAUAAAUAUGUCAAUUUGUAUUUUAGCGUUCCACAAUUGUUCGUCACAUGAAUUAUUAUUUCGUCUAAAUUGAUUACUAUAAUUAUUCGUAAUAUACAAUAAGUUCCUAUGAAUAACAAUUUUCAAUUCGGCAGGUUCUAUUAUCAUAUUAUAAUUAUAAUUUAAAAUAUUACAAUGCAUUGCUAAUCUAUUAGAACUAUACUUACAUUUAACAAUAAUUAAGAUCAAUCUAUAGUGCAAUUUAAAUUAGCAUUUACUCUAUAAUGUAGUCAUUUGGCAGCACCAAUAUACACAUAUUACAUAAUACAUCAAAUGGUUAAUACAAAACACAUGUAAGCAUAUGAAGUUAAAAAUAAUGUUCCAUAAAUUAAACUUAAUAUUUAACGUUCAAUCACUGCAGAUUCGUGUAAUUCACAGACUUACUAUAAUAGUAUAAUUAUUAUAAUUUAAUUGCUUUUUGCACCUAAUUGUUAUCCAACGUUGCCUUCAUAAAAGUAAGUUGAUUUAAUCUGUAAAGCGAAAAUGAGUGAUACAUGGUAUUUCCAAAGAAUAAUUUCUUAUGAAAAGACGAAUAACGGAUAUUCGCGCUGUAUCUUAUGAAUUUUGUGCCUUUCUUCGGCUUCUGGCGAAGCGAUUGUGUUGGCGUACUUUAAGUAACAUUUUAUGAUAGUAUUGUAGGUAUAAAGUUUGUUAUUGCCUAAUUAUUGUAAACAUUAUAUUAUUCUAAUGAUUAUAGUUGCUGUUUUUGUUUCAUUACGUAUUCAUGAUGUUAAAUAAAUGAAGUUAAUUAGCGCGUGUUAUAACUGUGGUUAUAUACAUUAUUAUUAUUAGAUAUAAGAUAGUAUAACGUGUUACGACUUUAAUGUCAUGUUCUAUAGAAACGAUUUAUUUGGCGAAGUUCGACAAUUUAUUAUGCACUCUCUAAUACACAACUAAUAAAAUAUAAUAUAAACAGACUGACGCACACAAUUAUUCACUUUCCUAUUUUAAGUUUACUUUAUUUAAGUUUAAUGUCGAAAGAUAACGUACAGGAAACAUCAAUAAGUACACGAGGGCCUUUGUCAUUUUAUUACAAAAAUAUUAAAAAGUCCCAAUUAUUUAUUUAAUUCACGUAGAUGAGUAAUCAAAUUAUUUGCGACUUAUUCAAGUUAUAAUUCCGAUCCACGAUUUAUUUUUAAUGAGCGUACAUGCAAACUUAUACUUUAUAAUUAUUUUUUUUUUUCAAUCAGCAUUUUUAUUGAUUAUUAAUUUGUAUAUAAAGGAAUCUCAAGCUUAGAUUUUAUAGAAAAACGAGAGCUUUAUUAGUUUAAGCCACAUGAACAAUGAAUUCUUAAGUAGUGAAUAUGUUAUUAUAUUUAUUUUUAAUUAUUUUAAUCAAUCCGCCGUAUUACGUAUUUAUUUUUGUCGAAUUAUCGAACGAAUUGCUGUAUUUAACAGUGUUAGUUAAGUUGUAGUAAGUUUUCGUUUAUGAGACAUUUUGUCUACAAUAUUUUUAUAAAGUUUGUUCGCUAAUUGUUAAACAUUAUUACCAAAUAGACCUGUUUAUGUUUUGAAAUAAUAGAAAAUCUUAAUUAAUUUCGUACUUUAACAAAUUGAUUACCAUUAUACUUAGAUUCAAAAAUUGGCCAUAACGUAUUUCUUUUCUGUAUUUAAAAAAUUAACAUUUAUUGUUUUUGUUUUCUUAAACGUGUGUCAUUUACAGAUUUUAAAUAAAUAAAUGUUUAAAAAUACAUUAUAACUGUAAAGAGACAUCUCGAAACUGAUUCCAAGAGUUGUGUAUAAACCCUUCGUUUAGAGGAAAUAAUUUUAAUAAUCAGUUAAUACUGAACAUAAUGAAGUUAUAAAGGCAAUAUAAUAUGUUUUUUUUUUCCAAAUUAAAAACAAACCAGAAAAAAAAGAAACACCGGGUCAUUGAUCAUUGACAUUUAUAUUAAAUUCAUUUCAAUUUUGUAAUGUUAGGACCGUCAGCAAAGCUAACUAGUUGUAAGCAGUAUUUCAAUAAAAGCACUUAAUAUGCUAUGUUAAGUAGAUACUUAGAUUUUGAAUAAUGAGACAUCGUGUUAAAUGUAGGCUUGUGUUUGCGAAAUUAGUUAUAAAUUGACAAACAACGAAACUUUAUAUUCAGUGUCGCCUAUACUUAUAGAAAUUGUGAAACUUAACAUUGUUAUCGUAAAUUGUAACUAUUUGUAUUUUGAUUGUAUAUCCCACCUGUCACAAAGCUGACCACAUUAACAAAUUGUAAAAUAUGAUUUAUGUACGCAUAUUGUCGUAUUAUUAAUUGAUUAAUUACCAAAGUGUAGUUUACCGCCAUAAUUUUUGAGGAUUUUCUUUAUAUUUAUCACACUCUCGGCAGUUUUCAUUUUAAUGUUACUGCAAGGUAUCCUUAGAUAAGUAUUUUGUACAUUUAUUUUAGGACAUUCCAGUUUAAUAAAGUAUAUACCAAA
Molecule: messenger RNA, 6710 nt
Organism: Colias croceus (clouded yellow)
Lineage: Eukaryota; Metazoa; Arthropoda; Insecta; Lepidoptera; Pieridae
Product: signal-induced proliferation-associated 1-like protein 1
Exons: 15
Coding region: 379-3663 (1094 amino acids)
Biological process (GO): activation of GTPase activity; regulation of small GTPase mediated signal transduction
Cellular component (GO): cytoplasm
Molecular function (GO): protein binding; GTPase activator activity
Source: RefSeq, a predicted model, not a curated record